UUGCUUACUGUGUUGUUCGAAAAAUGCGAACUGGCCACAUCAACUCCUCGAGAUCAGAAUCGUGAUGGCACGUCUAGUAAUGACGUUUGUUCUUCCAAUUCUUUCAAGGAAGACCUUGCUGAGUUCGUGAAAAUGGAAAACACGUUUUAUGUUCCGAAUCGCGAGCUGGACAAUCUUAUGUUACAAUCGAUUCAAAUGCUUCGUUUUCAUUUGUUGGAGUUGGAAAAGGUUCACGAGCUAUGCGAUAAUUUCUGUAACCGUUACGUGACGUGUCUGAAAGGAAAGAUGCCGAUGGAUAUCGUUGGCGACGAACGAGCUUCCUCGUCUCAGCCACCGAUGUCUCCCGGAUCCACUGCGCAAUCGGCUAGUCCCAGCAUGGGCACACCGAUGAGGUUAGGACCGUCUAUGAACUACCCGCUACCCUCACAGCCGGGGCACCCUUUAGCGAUGGGCGGGACGUCACCCUCGGCGGCUGGGACGUCCCAAACCCUACCCAUGCAAGUCGUCAAUAGUCCUAGCAGGUGCGCCUUAAUGAAAUAUUCAAGAACAAAAAUAGAUGAUUUACUGGACUGUUCGAAUAUAAUUCAUUUCUGCGAUGAACUGUUAUCGCUGUGCGGUUCUAAUGAGGAUGGUCGCGAAAGUGUACUGAGCGACGGUCAGAACGGAUCUAUAAACGGACACAAACGUAAAGUGCCGAAGGUGUUCUCGAAAGAGGCAAUCACCAAAUUUCGCGCGUGGCUAUUCCAAAAUCUCACGCAUCCAUAUCCGUCAGAGGAGCAGAAAAAGCAGCUCGCUAACGACACGGGUCUCACUAUACUACAGGUUAAUAACUGGUUCAUCAACGCACGACGUCGCAUCGUACAACCGAUGAUAGAUCAAAGUAAUCGGGCCGGCCGAGCUCCAGCCGUGAGCGUAUUCAAGAACCGAAGGAGGAACAGGAGCGACCAGAGCCCUGGACCCAGCCCAGAUCUCGGCGCUGGCUACUCCCCGGACGCGGCUGCCGCCGUCACGAUGCCGAUGGCGUAUCCUGGAGCCGACAUUUACAACAUGCAGCGGACUAUGUUCCCUGCGGCACCAUACAGCGCCUUUCCGAACCCGUAA
This is a messenger RNA of Angiostrongylus costaricensis, 1101 nucleotides long. NCBI's taxonomy places the organism in Eukaryota, Metazoa, Nematoda, Chromadorea, Rhabditida, Metastrongylidae. The record is from the annotation of a GenBank genome assembly.